CCCGAGGAGGCCGAGCAGUACGUGGCCUACCUGCGCUCCGUGGGCCGCCUGGACGAGGCCGCGCAGGUGCUGGCCCGGCUGGUGAACGACGAGCGCUUCGUGUCCCGCCAGGGCAAGUCCAACUACCAGGGCACCUGGGGGGUGCGGGAUUUCACGCAGGUGUUCGACAGCUACGCGCGCUUCGAGGAGAGCGUCAUCGCCGCGCUGCUGGACACGCAGGCGCAGCUGGGCCACGGCCAGGACGAGGAGGUGGAGCUGGAGCUGCGCCUGGCGCGCUUCGAGCGGCUGAUGGCGCGGCGGCCGCUGCUGCUGAACAGCGUGCUGCUGCGCCAGAACCCGCACAACGUGCACGAGUGGCACAAGAGGGUGGCCCUGCACCAGGGACAGCCCGACAAGAUCAUCCAGACGUUCACCGAGGCCGUGCGCACGGUGGAUCCCCAGCGCGCCACCGGCCGCCCCCACGAGCUCUGGGUGGCCUUCGCGCGCUUCUACGAGGACAACGGGCAGCUGGACGACGCCAGGUCCAUCCUGUCCCGUGCCACCCGGGUGCGGUUCCGCCGUGUCGAGGACCUCGCCGCCGUCUGGUGCGAGUUCGGGGAGCUGGAGCUGCGCCACCAGCGCCACCAGGAGGCGCUCAGCGUGCUGCGGGUGGGGAAACCCAAAACGGGCGUACAAGCACGCAUCGCGCUGUUCCAGUGGUGUCACCAUGCCCAUGUCCCCAUUGUCCCCAGUGUCCCUGCAGGUGUACGAACACGCAUCGCGCUGUUCCGGUGGUGUCCCCGUGUCCCCAAUGUCCCCGUGUCCCCGCAGGCCUACGAGUGCGGCAUCGCGCUGUUCCGGUGGUGUCCCCAUGCCCAUGCCUACGAGCGCGGCAUCGCGCUGUUCCGGUGGUGUCCCCAUGCCCAUGUCCCCGGUGUCCCCAUGCCCAUGUCUGGGGGCACUGAGCUCUUCGGGGUCACCCACACGCGCCCCAUCUACCAGAGAGCCAUCGAGGUGCUGGGUGACGACGCGGCGCGGGAGCUGUGCCUGCGCUUCGCCGACAUGGAGUGCAAGCUGGGGGAGGUGGAUCGGGCCCGCGCCAUCUACACCUACUGCUCGCAGAUCUGCGACCCCCGGAUCACGGGCAGCUUCUGGCAGACCUGGAAGGAGUUUGAGAUCCGCCACGGGAACGAGGACACCAUCCGGGAGAUGCUGCGCAUCAAGCGCAGCGUGCAGGCCACCUACAACACCCAGGUGAACUUCAUGGCCUCGCAGAUGCUCAAGGUGUCGGGCAGCGCCACCGGCACAGGGUCAUGGAGGGGCACAGGUGAGGGUGCAGGUACAGCACUGGCACAGCACCACAGGGGCACCGAGGAGGGCACAGGUGUGGCACCAGGAGGGGCACGGGGAGAGGCGCCGCUGUCGCUGCAGGGGAACCCCGAGGAGAUCGACCUGGACGAGGAGGGGGAGGAGCCCGACGUUGCUCCUCCCAGCCGGAAGUUGCCCUUCCUCCCCCGGAAAUUGCUCUGCCACCCACCGGAAGUCACUCUCCCCGCCCGGAAGUUGGUCUCUUUCCCCCGGAAGUUGCUCUCCCGCCUACCGGAAGUAGGUUACUCCCACUGA
Pyrgilauda ruficollis (rufous-necked snowfinch) is the source of this 1602-nucleotide messenger RNA. RefSeq names its product XPA binding protein 2 (gene XAB2). The record is from RefSeq and is a predicted model, not a curated record. Gene Ontology annotation, molecular function: protein binding. Gene Ontology annotation, biological process: mRNA splicing, via spliceosome; generation of catalytic spliceosome for first transesterification step. Lineage: Eukaryota; Metazoa; Chordata; Aves; Passeriformes; Passeridae. Gene Ontology annotation, cellular component: Prp19 complex; U2-type catalytic step 2 spliceosome; post-mRNA release spliceosomal complex. The annotation marks the transcript as partial. The transcript is spliced from 11 exons.